Molecule: messenger RNA, 531 nt
Organism: Momordica charantia (bitter melon)
Lineage: Eukaryota; Viridiplantae; Streptophyta; Magnoliopsida; Cucurbitales; Cucurbitaceae
Source: RefSeq, a predicted model, not a curated record
AUGGAAAAAGAAAAGGGUGAGAUGCCCAGAACAGACAAUGCUAGGGCAUCCGUGUCUAAGGCAAAUGGAAAGUUGAAGCAACCGGACCAAGUAGCUACUCCAGCAGAAUAUGUACCUGUGCCGCCUUAUCCAAAAAGACUGCAGAAGAAAAAUCAAGAUGGGGAGUCCAAGAGAUUCCUUGAGUACGAUCUUGACCAGCAAGAUACCCGAGAAAAUGAAGGAUCCAAGAAGCUUCACAAUACCCGUAUAUCUAUUGGAGGCCAGAAGAUUGGUCAAGCUCUAUGUGACCUGGGAGUAAGCAUCAACUUAAUGCCUUUGUCAGUGUACAAAAGGUUGGGCAUGGGAGAAGUGAGACCUAAGACUGUCACUCUACAGUUCUCUGAUCGCUCCAUUGCGCAUCUGGAAGGAAAAAUCGAGGAUGUAUUAGUACAAGUAGAUAAGUUUAUAUUCCCUUCUGAUUUUAUUGUACUUGAUUUUGAUGCAGAUAGAGAUGUGUCAAUCAUCUUAGGACGACCAUUUUUAGCCACUUGA